Alosa sapidissima (American shad) is the source of this 2094-nucleotide messenger RNA. RefSeq names its product heat shock transcription factor 4 (gene hsf4). The record is from RefSeq and is a predicted model, not a curated record. The coding region runs from base 128 to 1423 and encodes 431 amino acids. Gene Ontology annotation, biological process: regulation of DNA-templated transcription. Gene Ontology annotation, molecular function: sequence-specific DNA binding; DNA-binding transcription factor activity. The transcript is spliced from 13 exons. NCBI's taxonomy places the organism in Eukaryota, Metazoa, Chordata, Actinopteri, Clupeiformes, Clupeidae.
AUGGAGUAGGACACGUGAACUCGACACACAGACUCUCACACCACCAACACCAUCACCAGCGUCGUCCAUCUGCCAGCGACCGACCACGACGACUGAGGCCGACCCUCCCCCAGCGGCGAGCACAAGCAUGCAGGAGUCCCCCGGCUCUGUAGGUGUGGACGGAGGAUACGCCAGCAACGUCCCUGCCUUCCUCACCAAGCUCUGGACUCUGGUGGAAGACCCCGAGACCAACCACCUGAUCUGCUGGAGUGCGACUGGCACCAGUUUUCAUGUUUUCGACCAGGGAAGGUUUGCCAAGGAGGUGCUGCCCAAGUACUUCAAGCACAACAACAUGGCGAGCUUUGUACGCCAACUCAACAUGUAUGGCUUCAGGAAGGUGGUGAACAUUGAGCAGAGUGGCCUGGUGAAGCCGGAGAGAGACGACACCGAGUUCCAGCACCUCUACUUCCUGCAGGGCCACGAGCAUCUGCUAGAGCACAUCAAGAGGAAGGUGUCCAUUGUGAAGAGUGAGGAGACUAAAGUUCGGCAGGAAGAUCUCAGCAAGUUGCUCUAUGAGGUCCAGGUGCUGCGCAGCCAACAGGAGAACAUGGAGUGCCAGAUGCAAGACAUGAAGCAGCAGAAUGAGGUGCUGUGGAGGGAGGUGGUCUCGCUCCGACAGAACCACACGCAGCAGCAGAAGGUUAUGAGCAAGCUGAUUCAGUUCCUGUUCAGCCAGAUGCAAUCCAAUACACCCAACACUGUUGGAAUGAAGAGAAAACUGCCCCUCAUGUUGGAUGACGGCUCCACCAGCCCCCCGGCUUCCAAGUUUAGCCAUAGCCACCCCAUGGAGCCCCUGCAAGAGCCCUUCUACAUCCAGUCGCCAUCUACAGACACAGCCUCUUGCUCCAGCAGCAGCACGAUGACAGGAGGACCAAUCAUAUCAGACGUUACUGAGAUGUCCCAGCCAAACACCAUGGCCAUACAAAUGCAAACAGAAGAGACGAGGGAGAAGUGUAUGAUGCUCAUUAAGGAGGAGCCAGUGAGCCCUGGGGUCAGAGGUCGCAGGGAGGGUGUGGCUCUUGGCUCUUGUGAGGUGUGUGCCGAGCCCCCAGUCCUCCCCGUUGCUAUGGUACAGUCCGUCCUGGAGGGUCGAGGAUCAGGUCCAGCAGAGAGGAGGGCUAAGAGGCCAAUGAUGGAGAGGCCUGAGGUAUCUGAGGCUGUGGAAAGUGUGGACAUGAGUCUGGAGGAUCUGCAGAUGCUCCUCCGGAACCACCAGCAGAGCCUGGAGCCCAGCGCAGCCGCCACUGCCAUGGAUCCAUUUAAUUUCAGCCUUCCCCUGACUGAGUGGAACUUCACAGACAUGGAGUCCAACCUGAAAUCUUACAUGUUUCAGGCGCAGGAGGAGGAUGCCUACAGCAGUGCUGGCUGUGAGGAACAGCAGUAAGGGAAAGACUCUUCUCCAGGCAAGAACCAGCAUGGAGAAAAACUUGCAGGGUAAACGACUGUGGAUUGUGGUUUGGCUUCAUAUCUCUAGGCCCAGCGCACUCAUAAGCCUGACUUGAUGGCUUUGUGUUGCACACUGCUGUGGAUAUAAGACCUCACAUGUGAACACAACAUAACUGUUCAGAUUGGAUUUGACCCAGAGCCGUUCUUUACGACCAGAACACUUUGUCUAUUCAGGACAACAGAUCAAGAAUGUGGACAGCACCUGAACAGCCUUAUAAUGGCACUGACUCAAGACCUUGGCUCAAGGAAUGACCAGCGCCAUCUUUAUCAUCAUAAACAACACUAUUAUCAUCAUCAUCAUCAUCAUCUUCAUGAUCAUCUAUAAUUGAUGAUUCUUUUUGUUUUGAGAAGACUUUCAUACGUUGGCCUUGAGGAUCCUUCACAGAGUAUGACCUGUACAGGUGUGGCAAUGAGCACCUUUCUUUCAUCAUUGGUAAGGUCUGCUCAGAGUCAUGUCUUGAGACAAACAUAUCGUUUGCCAUUACAGUGGGAGCUGUAUGCUCAUUAAUGCAUCAUGUCAUGGUGGCUCAAGUUUGCAUGCAGUUUUAAUAUCUGUGUGAGUUUCAGCUUGUGAAAAUGGAAUUUUCCUUUAAAUAAUUAGUUGUUAUC